Molecule: messenger RNA, 3605 nt
Organism: Coturnix japonica (Japanese quail)
Lineage: Eukaryota; Metazoa; Chordata; Aves; Galliformes; Phasianidae
Gene: ASCL3
Product: achaete-scute family bHLH transcription factor 3
Biological process (GO): regulation of transcription by RNA polymerase II; developmental process
Molecular function (GO): RNA polymerase II transcription regulatory region sequence-specific DNA binding; protein dimerization activity; DNA-binding transcription factor activity, RNA polymerase II-specific
Source: RefSeq, a predicted model, not a curated record
UACGCAGUUGUUUAGUGCUUAGAUAAGGGGGAAGAAUGGCUCACCAAAUUGCUGAUUGAAAGAAGUGUUUAAUCCCUGACUGAAAUUAAGCUAGGCAUGUUUAGUUAUAUUAUUGUGUUGCAAUGAUUUUCGUUUCCAGUGCCAAAGGAAAUGGUACCACGGGACAGUAUUAUAUAUUGGCAGGUACAGUUUUGACUUUCAUAAUUGCUAGAGUGGGAGCAAAAUAGCGUGGAAAAUAGACUGUACCUGUGUACGUAGCUCUUCAAUGUCUUGAGUGGAAACAUAGUUCGCCCGUAACUUUUGCAGUGACUGUAUCUCUUUGGCAGAUGCAGAGCUUCAUUCUCUUGUCAGUUCUGUAGGCUUCCAAAACCAGAAUUAAUCUGAAUAUAAUUAUAACAGGCGCCUAAUUGGUGGUAGUGUAGGGUUCUUCCUCUAAGUCCAAAACAACGCAGGGUGUAUUGACAGGAUAAAAGCAAACAAACAAAAACACAGUUGUGUUUGGCAUCUAACCCUGAUGAGUCAAUGAUCGGUUAUGACAGUGAUGUCCACGGGAUGCCCUAAAGAAAAAUAACUUGUUUGUUUCAUUUGUGCCCACCUAUCUACCAGUUCUAAUUGGUGCUUUACAUCUUGGCUGUGUUUCUGAUAUGGUCUGAAGCUGGAGUAGAAAGAGAAUGCGGAACUUUGCUCCAAACAGGGGAGGGGAAAAAAGAAGUGGAAAUUAGGGCUAGUAUUUUAGUUUAGUGUUGAAGCUUUGAGGCAGCAAAGCAGAAGAGAACUUAAAAAGAACCUGAAACAAAGCAGAUCUUGUGAGAUGACCAUAAAAUGUAAUGUUAAUUUCAUCCAUACUCUUACUCAAACAUGUAUUUGUUUGAACAUUAUUUAACUAAAUUCUAGCUGAUCAUAAAUUUAGAUAUUAGUGUAUGAAACUCCAGUAAAGGAAAAUGCUGCUUUAGUAAACUGUAACAGGGCAUAAGCAAAGCACGUUCCUGAUUUACUUUUUCCAGUGAUCCAGUUGUGUUCAAUACGGUUUCAGAAUGUCUAGUCUUUUAUGCCAAGUCUUGUUGCCAUCAUAGCUGUGGUGUGGGUGGAAAAGUCAAACCAGAAAUGAGCAGAUCUAACUGUAAGCUGCUUUGCAUGUUGUCAACUGGCUAUAAAUUGCAGGAGUCAUUGACUCAGCGGAGCAAACUACAUUAUUCAGGUAAGAGAACUGUGUAUUGCUGUAUCUAGCAACAGAUCUUCACCGAAUAUCCAUGUUUCUCUAAAUCACCUCCAUCAGUCAGUCAGUAACAACGCUUCUGUAGCUUUUUAUUCAUUGUGUUGAAUAUGAUCACUAACUAUAUUAAAUAAGAUGCAAGAAAACUGGAACAUUAACUUUUUUUUUCAUGUCGUUCAGAUAUUUUCAGGUAUUAUUCAGCAGUCUUAAAAUUAGCACGUCUUGUUUCCUUGGAUUUUACUUUCCCCUGAAGAUUGGUGAGUCUCUGGUCUAAUGGGAAGAGGAUUCUAACAUGUGCUCUGUGCAGACAGUAAGGCAACAGACAGCUGUUCUAUGGAAUGCUGUUAUGCAGCAGAAGUGUCGAUGCAAAACAAAUACUGCAAGUAUCUUGAGGGGCUGCGUGGUUUCUUGCUGUAUAUACAUACUUUACUAUUAACUUUUUUUUUUUUUUUCCUAUUCAAUGAAUUAAUUCUGGCAAUAUUUUCAGGAUGUCACGGUAGAAAAUGUUUAGAAUAACACAGCUUGUGUUAGAAAAGAGAAAGAUGAUUAUCUAAUGGUUUUGUUUUAUGAGUGCAUAUAGUCUCUUCUAAUCUUUCAGUAUCUUGAUUAAUUCAAAAUGAAUGUGUCUGCCUACCAUCCGUGUGCCUACAGGAAGACCCAUUUAAGAUGCACGCGACUGUCUCUCUUGCCUAACAGUGUGCUGUAGGGAUUUCUGUACUGAGAUCCAUUUUGACUAGGAAAAAAAACAGAUAAUGCUGAAUAGAGAUGAAUGUUGAUGGAAUCCAUUGUUAGACUGGGUUAUUGAGUGAAAAUUCAUUCUCUAUUGAAAGUGGCAGGUGUGAAAUUACAGAGAAUGUUGAAGUAUCUCUACCCUUGUGAGGGAUUAAGAGAAUCCAAUUUGUUACGGAACCGUGGUCUCAAUAUUUGAAGCUUUUCAAGGUUGUGGGUGGUGCAGCCUAGAUGUUUCUGGUAACCUAGUUUGUGUUUGGGUGCUUUUUCUCUUAUAGAGGGUAGAAUCUAGGUAUUUUAGAAAGCAAAGUAUAGAUGAGGAAAAUGUUAAAGGAGCAUUUUUGGAUAGAUUUUGUUUUGGGAAGUACUGCUUGCAAUCAGUAAGGAUGGAUCAUAAUUCUUUAAAAAGUAAUUAUGUGUUUUAGUUGUAUUUUUAAGUAGCUAUUAUGUAAAAUAAUUUUAAAUUGAAAUUUAGUAUUUCAUAUGUGUUUAAUACACAGAUUAGUGGAGAAAUGAGAGGACCCAAAAUGAUGUCAUGUUUUAGACCUAAUUCAUCUUCUAGACCUUUUCUAAAACUUAUAUGAAGAGCCAUUUGAAUACUUCGCAUCCUCUUGUUUUAUUCAAAUAGGAUGUUUUCUGCCACCUGUAAUGGUUUUCCAGUGUUGUUCUGGAAUGUUGCAAAUGCCAGUUGGUGAGUGCAGGUGAGUGUUUUGUCCCGUCCAGUAUGAGAUGUUUAAAGUGUUUUGUAAUUAUGCGUUUCCAGGUUAAAUGCAGAACCUGAUGGAUGGCAAAAGUUACUGUAAUCUCAUGGACAAGUUGUCCAUCUCUGCUGACCCUCAGUGCGUACAGCUGCCCCGGCCUUUCUGUGCAGACCCACUAGUCAUGUUUCACAUGUAUCCAGAAACACCAAACCAGGUCGCUUGUUCUGAAGAUCUGUCAUUCCUUCCUUUCAUGCCUGAGCAUUUCAUCACUGAGAACUUCUACAGUGAGCCCUGUGGUUUUUCCUACCAAAUACCCCACUGCAGUUACAACAGGAGCGAGUACUCCUAUGGGCCAGCUUUCAUCAGGAAGAGGAAUGAGAGGGAAAGGCAGAGAGUUAAAUGUGUCAAUGAAGGCUAUGCUAAAUUGAGACAUCACCUACCUAAGGAGUACUUAGAAAAACGGCUCAGCAAAGUAGAGACUCUCCGUGCAGCAAUAAAAUACAUCAGGUACCUACAGUCUGUUCUGUACAGCGAUUCUGUGGCAGCAGAAAAAAUUGCCGUGGAGCCAAGCCAACCACCUAAAGCAAUUAACAAACAAAGCCAAUUUUUGAAGACUAUCUAAACUGUUCCGAACCAAGGGAAAUAUAUCCUGCAUGGGAACCUGGUAGCCACUGCUAUGUUGCUAAAGAUGUGCAUGUUUCUGAAACAUCUAGGGGGGCAGAUCAUAGUGCACGUCGAUACCAGCCCACAGAAAAGCAUCUUUAGUUUUGUAGAUCGUAACUGUGCUUACAGAAAUGUGACCGGGAAAAUGACAUCUGAGUGGCAUCAGAUAAUUCAUGGAAAUUGGAAAGUACAUCUAAAAUUGUUACUGAACAAAAAAUACAGUGCCUAAAAGUGUGAAUUAAUUGUAUGUGGCACCACAUUCUUUGCUUUGAAAUAAAAUAAAGUCUUUCCAGCCGUGA